This is a messenger RNA of Fundulus heteroclitus (mummichog), 1900 nucleotides long. It is a transcript of the gene prkcsh, whose product is annotated as protein kinase C substrate 80K-H. The transcript is spliced from 17 exons. Gene Ontology annotation, biological process: liver development; N-glycan processing. Bases 53 to 1663 code for a protein of 536 amino acids. The record is from RefSeq and is a predicted model, not a curated record. Lineage: Eukaryota; Metazoa; Chordata; Actinopteri; Cyprinodontiformes; Fundulidae. Gene Ontology annotation, cellular component: glucosidase II complex.
ACAUUGUGUGUGUUUGUUUAGGUGCUCUUGGGUCUUUAACACAGUGUGGACCAUGGUAACACUCGGUCACUUCGUGCUGCCGCUGCUUCUGCUUGGCGGAGCCAUUACCGUGGAGGUCCAACGCCCUCGCGGCGUCCCUUUGUCAAAACGUCAGUUUUAUGAAGAGGACAAACCUUUUACAUGUCUGGAUGGAUCCCGCACUGUUGCCUUUGACAGAGUAAACGACGACUACUGUGACUGUCCGGACGGUUCUGAUGAGCCUGGUACUGCUGCUUGCCCCAAUGGCAACUUCCACUGCACCAAUGCAGGUUUUCGACCAGCAUUCAUCCCUUCCUCCCGCGUCAAUGAUGGAAUAUGUGAUUGCUGCGACACCACCGAUGAGUACAACAGUGGUGCCGACUGCCAGAACACCUGCAGGGAAAUGGGUCGCAAAGAGAAAGAAGAACUGCAGAAGUUAGCAGAAAUUGCAGAGGAGGGCUUUCUGCUUAAAAAACAACUUAUCCAGGAGGCCAAACACGGUCUAGAGGAAAAGAAGACUAAACUUGAAGAUUUCCAGAAGAAUAAGAAAGAUCUGGAAGCAAACGUGGAGACUCUGAGAACGGUUAAGGAGGCUGCAGAGCAACCAGAGAGGGAAGCUAAAGAGCGCCAUCUGAAGGCCUGGGAAGAACAAAAAGCUGCCAUUCGUUUGGAGAAAGACAGGGCUAGAAUGGUCGAGGUGCUUCUUGAACUGGAUGAUGAUGCAGAUGGCUUUGUUUCCGUGGCUGAACUUCAGUCCCAUUCUGAGCUUGAUCCAGAUUCAGAUGGUUCAUUCACAGAAGCAGAGGCUCAGGGGCUGUUGCGUGGAAUGGACAAAGUGGACGCAGUAGUGUUUGAGACUGUCUGGAAUAAUAUAAAAGAAAAAUAUGUUUCUGAGUCCAAUGCAGACAUCCCACCACCAGGGGAAACGCCACCAGAUGAAACUCGAGAUAUCGUUUCCGAGAAUGACUCUGAAAACUACCCCGACGAGGACAUCCCAGAGGAGGAGGAGGAUGAUGAUGAUGAAGAUGAUGAUGAAGAUGAUGACGUGGAUGACGGAGACUAUAAAGCCCCUCCAACAACGAGGACUGACGAAAAGAAGAAGGAUGACGAUGAUGACGGUCCUAUGCCGCCCUAUGACCAAGAAACACAGGCUCUCAUUGAUGCUGCUCAGAAAGCCAGGGAUGAGUUCAACGAGGCUGAGAAAGCUCUGCGGGAAGUGGAAGAUCAGAUCAGGAACCUUGAGAAGGAAAUCUCUUUCGACUUUGGACCCAGUUCUGAGUUUGCUUACCUCUACAGCCAGUGUUAUGAGCUGACCACUAGCGAGUAUGUCUACAGACUCUGUCCCUUUAACAAAGUGUCACAGAAACCCAAGUUCGGUGGAUCAGAGACUAGUUUAGGAACAUGGGGUAAAUGGGCAGGUCCUGAGGACAACAUCCACUCUGUGAUGAAAUAUGAAAAUGGAAUGGGGUGUUGGCAAGGUCCCAGCAGAUCCACCACUGUUAAAUUAACGUGUGGUAAGGAAACGGUUGUGACGUCUACGUCCGAACCCAGUCGUUGUGAAUAUCUCAUGGAGUUCACCAGCCCUGCUAUCUGCCAGGAGCCUGCAAGAUUUGAUUCAGGACAUCCUGACCACGAGGAGCUGUAGAAGCUCAUCAGCUAUCGCUCUGAAGGGACCACAGUUAUUGCAGCAAAAUUAUGUUUCCAGUCUCCCUGCUGCACCGCCUGUGUGCUUUUUGUGCUAAACUUAUGGAAAUUCCAACGAGUGAUGAGAUUAUUGUGAGCAACACAUCCAUCUUCCACUCCUACAUGAUGUUGUUGACGCUAGUGUUUUAAGUCUGAUGUAGUCAUUCCACUGUUGUCAAAUAAAGUUGUUUAAAUCAUG